This is a messenger RNA of Canis lupus familiaris (dog), 8844 nucleotides long. RefSeq names its product HECT, C2 and WW domain containing E3 ubiquitin protein ligase 1 (gene HECW1). The transcript is spliced from 29 exons. The record is from RefSeq and is a predicted model, not a curated record. Bases 181 to 5040 code for a protein of 1619 amino acids. Gene Ontology annotation, biological process: regulation of dendrite morphogenesis. Gene Ontology annotation, molecular function: protein binding; ubiquitin-protein transferase activity. NCBI's taxonomy places the organism in Eukaryota, Metazoa, Chordata, Mammalia, Carnivora, Canidae.
GCCCCCGCCCCGCCUCUAACCUGCGCGCCGGCUGCAGCUCGACCUGCGCCCAGGCCACGGCGGCCAAGAUAACAAGGCUGUGUUCAGCAGAAAUGGAUACGGGAGGAGCAGCCUAGUUCAAAGACUAAGGGAGGCAUCGUCUCUCUUGUCCUGGGAUAUAAACGCGAUUUAGGAGGGCAGAUGCCCUACCUGAAAAGGCCCGACUUUAAAGACCCAGGCGGCGUGGUGGUCCAAGGCGUCUCAAAGCAGGUGGCCAGAUCUGCGUUUCUCAUCAGCGGACUCGCUCCGGCUGUGGCUAUUACGAAUCUGUACCAGAACAGGUUUUUAGGCCUGGCCGCCAUGGCGUCUCCAUCUAGAAACUCCCAGAAUCGACGCCGGUGCAAGGAGCCACUCCGUCACAGCUACAACCCCGGCCAGUUCCACAGCAUGGCCAUUCGGAACGGCCCCCACGGCACCGUCACCAUCCCCCGCUCCACCAGUGACACCGACCUGGUCACCUCAGACAGCCGCUCCACACUCAUGGUCAGCAGCUCCUACUACUCCAUAGGGCACUCACAGGACCUGGUGAUCCACUGGGACAUCAAGGAGGAGGUGGACGCUGGAGACUGGAUCGGCAUGUAUCUCAUCGAUGAGGUCUUGUCAGAAAACUUUUUGGACUAUAAGAACCGUGGAGUCAAUGGUUCUCAUCGGGGCCAGAUCAUCUGGAAGAUUGAUGCCAGCUCUUACUUUGUGGAACCUGAAACUAAGAUCUGCUUCAAAUACUACCAUGGUGUGAGUGGAGCCCUCCGAGCCACCACCCCCAGUGUCACAGUCAAAAACUCUGCAGCUCCUAUUUUUAAAAGCAUUGGCUCUGAUGAGACUGUCCAAGGGCAAGGAAGUCGGAGGCUGAUCAGCUUUUCUCUCUCAGAUUUCCAGGCCAUGGGGUUGAAGAAAGGGAUGUUCUUCAACCCAGACCCUUACCUGAAGAUUUCUAUUCAGCCUGGAAAGCACAGUAUCUUCCCUGCCCUCCCACACCACGGACAGGAGAGGAGAUCCAAGAUCAUAGGCAACACCGUGAACCCCAUCUGGCAGGCCGAGCAAUUCAGCUUUGUGUCCUUGCCCACUGAUGUUCUGGAAAUUGAGGUGAAGGACAAGUUUGCUAAGAGUCGCCCCAUCAUCAAGCGCUUCUUGGGAAAGCUGUCGAUGCCCGUACAAAGACUCCUGGAAAGACACGCCAUAGGGGAUAGGGUGGUCAGCUAUACACUUGGCCGCAGGCUUCCAACAGAUCAUGUGAGUGGACAGCUGCAAUUCCGAUUUGAGAUCACUUCCUCCAUUCACCCAGAUGACGAGGAGGUUUCCCUGAGCGCCGAGCCCGAGGCCGCGGACACCCAGGACAGCCCCGGGAGCAGCCUGCUGGCCAGCAGCGUCGGGGGGCCGCCGGCCGACGCCCCGCAGCCGUCGGGGAGCUCGGGGAGCUCGCAGCCCCAGCCGCCGCCGCCGCCCAGCCGGGGCAGCGCGGGGGACGCUGCGGGGAGCCGGAGCGUGCAGCCGGCCGAGGGCGCGGCGGGUACCACCGAGGCAGGAGAGGACGGCGCUGCGGGGGCCGACGCGGCCGGGCCUCUUCUGGGCGCGGGGUGCGUGGACGCGGAGCCCGCGCGGAGCGCCGAGGAACUGGCCGAGCGGCUGGAGCUGGGCGGGGAGGCGCCCCCCGCGGGGCUGCCGGGCGCCGGGGAGCCCACGGAGGAGGAGGCGGCAGGGGCGGAGGAGGCGGAGGCGGAGGAGGCGGCGGAGAGCAGCGCGGGGGGCGAGCCGGCGGCGCAGGAGGACAACGCGGCGGCCUCGGAGCCGCGGGAGCUCGGGCCGCAGCCGCGGGCCUCGGGGAAGAGGAAGAGCCGGCCCUGCUCCUUGCCGGUGUCCGAGCUGGAGACGGUGCUGGCGGCGGCCUGCGGGGAGCCCGAGACCCCGCGGACGCACUACAUCCGCAUCCACGCGCUGCUGCACAGCCUGCCCUCGGCCCAGGGCGCCAGCGACGACGAGGCCACCCUGCGGGAUGCCUCGGACAAGGACGGCCCGAGCGAGGCGGACACGCUGGCGGCCGCGGCCCCCGCCCUCGGGGGGGACGGGGAGGAGCCCGGCGGCGCCGCAAGCCCGGGCCACGCGGGCCCAGCCGACGGGCUCGACGGCGACACGCUGCCGAGCACGGGCAGCGAGAGCGACUCGAGCCCCCGGCAGGGCGGGGACCACAGCUGCGAGGCCUGCGACGCGUCGUGCUGCAGCCCCUCGUGCUACAGCUCCUCGUGCUACAGCGCGUCCUGCUACAGCGGCUCCUGCCGCAGCGCCUCGUGCCACAGUGCGUCCUGCUACAGCGGCGGCAGGUUCGCCAGCCACACGCGCUUCUCGUCCGUGGACAGCGCCAAGAUCUCCGAGAGCACCGUCUUCUCGUCGCAGGACGAAGACGACGAGGAGAACAGCGCCUUCGAGUCGGUGCCCGACUCGGUGCAGAGCCCGGAGCUGGAGCCCGAGGUGGCCUCCGGGGCCGGGCCGUGGUCCGACGAGCUGGCGCCCCCCGCCGGGAGCGCGGCGACGACCGCGGAAGGCCUGGAGUCCCCCGCCGCGGGGCCGAGCGGUCGGAGAGAAGGUGAAUGUCCUAUACUCCAUAAUUCCCAGCCAGUAAGCCAGCUUCCUUCCUUGAGGCCUGAACAUCAUCACUACCCAACAAUCGAUGAGCCUCUUCCACCAAACUGGGAAGCUCGCAUUGACAGCCAUGGGCGGGUGUUUUAUGUGGACCACGUGAACCGCACGACCACCUGGCAGCGUCCGACAGCAGCAGCCACCCCUGACGGGAUGCGGAGAUCAGGGUCUAUCCAGCAGAUGGAGCAACUCAACAGGCGGUAUCAAAAUAUCCAGCGAACUAUUGCCACAGAGAGGCCCGAAGAAGAUUCUGGCAACCAAAGUUGUGAGCAGGUCCCAGGAGGAGGCAGUGGAGGAGGUGGGAGCGACUCAGAGGCCGAAUCUUCUCAGUCAAGCUUAGAUCUGAGGAGAGAAGGGUCACUUUCUCCGGUGAAUUCACAAAAAAUCACCUUGCUGCUGCAGUCCCCAGCGGUGAAGUUCAUCACCAACCCUGAAUUCUUCACCAUACUACACGCCAACUAUGGUGCCUACCGAGUCUUCACCAGUAGCACCUGCUUAAAGCACAUGAUCCUGAAGGUCCGGCGGGACGCCCGCAAUUUCGAGCGCUACCAGCACAACCGCGACUUGGUGAACUUCAUCAACAUGUUUGCAGACACGAGGCUGGAAUUGCCCCGGGGCUGGGAGAUCAAAACGGACCAGCAGGGAAAGUCUUUUUUCGUGGACCACAACAGUCGAGCUACCACUUUCAUUGACCCCCGAAUCCCUCUUCAGAACGGUCGUCUUCCCAAUCACCUGACUCACCGACAGCACCUCCAGAGGCUCCGGAGCUACAGCGCUGGAGAGGCUUCAGAAGUCUCUAGAAACAGAGGAGCCUCUUUACUGGCCAGGCCAGGACACAGCCUUGUAGCUGCUAUUCGGAGCCAGCAUCAACAUGAGUCAUUGCCACUAGCAUAUAAUGACAAGAUUGUGGCAUUUCUUCGCCAGCCAAACAUUUUUGAAAUGCUGCAAGAGCGUCAGCCAAGCCUGGCGAGAAACCACGCACUCAGGGAGAAAAUCCAUUACAUUCGGACUGAGGGUAAUCAUGGGCUUGAAAAGUUGUCCUGUGAUGCAGAUCUAGUAAUUUUGCUGAGUCUCUUUGAAGAAGAGAUUAUGUCCUAUGUCCCACUGCAGGCUGCCUUCCACCCUGGGUACAGCUUCUCUCCCCGCUGUUCACCCUGUUCCUCACCUCAGAACUCCCCAGGUUUACAGAGAGCCAGCGCAAGAGCCCCUUCACCCUACCGGAGAGACUUUGAGGCCAAGCUCCGCAAUUUCUACCGAAAACUGGAAGCCAAAGGAUUUGGUCAGGGUCCAGGGAAAAUUAAGCUCAUCAUUCGUCGGGACCAUUUGUUGGAGGGAACCUUCAAUCAGGUCAUGGCCUAUUCCCGGAAGGAGCUUCAGCGAAACAAGCUCUACGUCACAUUUGUUGGAGAGGAGGGCCUGGACUACAGUGGUCCUUCGCGAGAGUUCUUCUUCCUUUUGUCUCAGGAGCUCUUCAACCCAUACUAUGGACUCUUUGAGUACUCUGCAAAUGAUACCUACACCGUGCAGAUCAGCCCCAUGUCCGCGUUUGUGGAAAACCAUCUCGAAUGGUUCAGGUUUAGUGGUCGUAUCCUAGGCCUGGCUUUGAUCCAUCAGUACCUUCUCGAUGCCUUCUUCACGAGGCCCUUCUAUAAGGCACUCCUGAGACUGCCCUGUGAUUUGAGUGACCUGGAAUAUUUGGAUGAGGAGUUCCACCAGAGUUUGCAAUGGAUGAAGGACAACAACAUCACAGAUAUCCUAGACCUCACUUUCACUGUUAACGAAGAAGUCUUUGGACAGGUAACCGAAAGGGAGUUGAAAUCUGGAGGAGCCAACACCCAGGUGACGGAAAAGAACAAGAAGGAAUACAUCGAGAGGAUGGUCAAGUGGCGGGUGGAGCGUGGUGUGGUACAGCAGACGGAGGCGCUGGUGCGGGGCUUCUACGAGGUCGUAGACUCAAGGCUUGUGUCCGUGUUCGACGCCAGGGAGCUGGAGCUGGUGAUCGCUGGGACCGCGGAAAUCGACCUGAACGACUGGAGGAACAACACGGAGUACCGGGGCGGGUAUCACGAUGGGCAUCUUGUGAUCCGCUGGUUCUGGGCCGCCGUGGAGCGCUUCAAUAAUGAGCAGAGGCUGAGAUUACUUCAGUUCGUCACAGGAACAUCAAGCGUGCCCUACGAGGGCUUCGCUGCCCUCCGAGGAAGCAAUGGGCUUCGGCGUUUCUGCAUAGAGAAGUGGGGGAAAAUUACGUCUCUCCCCAGGGCACACACCUGCUUCAACCGAUUGGAUCUUCCACCUUAUCCCUCGUACUCCAUGUUGUAUGAAAAGCUGCUAACAGCAGUAGAAGAAACCAGCACCUUUGGACUUGAAUGAGGACAUGGAAACUCACCUGACAUUUUCCUGGCAGUCACAUCACCCUUUCUGGGAUGAUCCCCUUGCCCUUUCCCUGAAUCAACUCUCCUUUGAUUUUGGUAUUUCAUGAUUUUUAUUUUCAAACCAAAUCAGGAUUGACAAAAGCUGUGCAUGAAGAACUGCCUUCUUCUGAGAUCCAACCUUCAGGCUUAUCUCCUCUAUUCUCGAUGAACUGCUAGCCUGUAUGCAAUAUUAAACAACAGCUGUCUCAAGGUCUGUGUGUAUCUCCACAUACCUCCAUUACUAACAAUGAAAUAGGAAUGCAAGUUAUGCUACACUUGACCAAAUGGUAAUAAAAGUUUACUUCCAUUUAUAUAAAUGUAGGGAAAUUUGAGCAUUAAGCAUUCCGAGCUUUUAUACGCCCAUGUCUUCUGAGCAGAGCCACCAUUUUUUAUAAUUUCUAAUAACCAACUCCAGGUCUAGGAGCCAAUCAACAAUUUCUUUUCCUCCCACUCUCCUUUUCCCCAUGCAUACCAUCCAUCCAAAAACAGCAGUGGCAAAGCUGAAGUUUUUAUACAUUCAACUCAUGAUUCAUAUAUGGCAUCAGUCCCAUCAGCUGGAACUAACCUAGAUAUAUGGUGCAAAUAUUACAUUUUCCAACAAAUAACAACAGCAAGAAAAAUGCCUCCUGCUGAUGCAAUGCAGUGCAUCUCAAUGGUUGUGGGGAUUGUGGCUCAACCUGAGUGUAGAGAGGUCUAGGAGGGGCACGCCCCCUGUGAACACUCACCACACAAGAAGCAGAAACUUGUGCACACGAAGGAGAUCUCAUUACGUAGCAUAAAGGAUGAGGCUUCUACCCCCAUGGUGUUGUGUAGAAUGUGAUGAAGCAAACAGGAGAGAGGGAAGAAGACCAUAUUAGGUUGGUUUGAAUACCUGAGUUCUGUACUGUUUUGUUUUGCUUUGCUUUGUCCUGUCUAGCUACAGUUCUCCUUCUCAAAGGAAAAAAAAUAAUAAUCUCAUGAGAUAAACUCAUAACUUCUUUGUUAAAGAUAAUUGGCAAAUGGACUUUUGUUUUAACUUUGAUAUUGUUUUUUUAUGCUACUUUUUUCCUUUUCUUUUCUUUAUUGUGGUGUUCAAAUUCCUUCACAUCUGAUUGUCCACAGGGACACACUACAUGAGAAGCUGCAGAGAGUGAUGGUGCUUGUUCGGGGUCAAGGGCAAUAUAGUACUCCUUCUUCAUCCAUAACAAUUCUCCUGGAGCAGACACCUAACACCCCAAAGGCACAUUGAUUUGUCAAAAUAGAUAUCCAGUUUCUUUUAGCACUCAGUAAAAGAGAGAUCUCAGAAAACUUAGUGUUUUCAGAAAAACGGUUGCAGGCUCCAAAUACAGCCGAACCUCUUGAUUACAUUUGGAAUAAGUCCAAACAUAAUGGUCAUUUCUAUUUUUCUAACCUUGUUAUCCAUGUGGUCUGAAAUAUGUCAUAUGUGAAAGUGUUUUUCUUCACUGGGAAAAGAAGAGUUAAAGGGGCCCCCGUUAUUGAAAUGUCACCUUGUUGUUUCCAAUAUAUUAAACAAGGGACAAAUGUGAGAAAUGUAAGAUAAAGUGAAUUUCACAGGAAGCCAUGCCUUGUGCUCAUUGUCUCAGUUUGAAUCCAGGCAGUGCAUUGUGUUUCGUGUGCUCCAAAAUGAAACUUCUUUCAGUAGGAAUAUUUAGUAUGCCCAGCACCCCUUGCUGCUGUGUUUCUAUUGUCAAUCAGGAAAUAACACGUUACCAAAAUUUAGCUUUCUGUCACUGUCUAAAAAGAAUAUUUACCAAGAUAAGAUGGAAUGUGCAUAUUACAUAAUAUAAAUUUGAAGGAUCUGUAAAAUUCAGUAUACAUGUCAAGUAUCUGAAAAGUUAUGGAUUCCAAUGGAGCUAUUAUUUACACAAACCAGAGCAUAAGAAUUAUGCAAAUAAUUUCACCAUUUUACCUCUUUGAACAGCAUCUCUAGUAUAGGGAACAUCUUUUGUUUUUAGAACUUAGUGUUACACAUGUGUAUGACUUAUUAAUUCAAGCACUUGAUUCUUUUUUAGUACUUAUCUUCUUCAUUAAGCAUUGGCAACAGAGGAAGAUGUUUAAAAGAUGGAACCUGCUCCUGGGGAGCUUUACAAUGUACAUAAAUAUCUAAUUAACACCUUACUUAGAUUAUUUGAUAUCUAUUCUACUCAUACAUGGAAGGAACAAGGUACCCUAGAAAAUAUAUAGAGAUGAGAUAUCUUAGGCAUAAAUGGUUUUCCAACCAAAGUUUUCCUUCUUUCCAUUCCCCCCCUCCCACCCUGAUGCCCUGGCGCUAAACGUAUCCCACAAAACAUUGUACAAUCAGUAUUUGGUAAAAGUAUACAAUUCCAAAAGGAAAUGCUGAUGUCAAAGUCAGCUGAAAGAAUGCAAAGCUUGCUUGACAGGGUCCCGGAUUCUAUUACAGCCUUGUACAGAAUCCCAAGUGAAGACAGAGAGGAGAGGCAUACAGACAGUUGUUAUGGAAAGAUCCUAUGAUUUUCAAGUGAUGUUUCUUUAGCUAUUAUUCCCUAAUGUAUGAGGCUGGAAUACAUGAAAAUUGUAUGUGUGUGUUUGUGUGUAUGUUUUAUAUAUAUAUAAUUAUGCUCUUAAUUCCACCAGCUGGAGGUGUAAGCCUCCCCCAAUCAUAUGACAGUAUGAGCAAGACAGAUCUGUUUGUUACCACUAAUAAUUUGUUUUUAAUUUAAAAGUGUGAGUUUUCUCCAUGGAGGCAUAUUAUAAUACUAAUCACUUAUAAACCACAAUUCCCCUAAAACCAAACUUUUAGAAAUAGUUUUGGUAAGAGUCUAUUACCUUUAAUUGGGGGAACAAACAAAAAAUAAGAGAAACCUUACAUUUCAAGUAGAAAAAUACUUUUAAAAUGCUAUGAAGUGUUAUAAUAAUUUCUUGGAUAUGACAUCUUAUUCUAUUAUAUGAAGAUGAUAAUCCUAAAAAUAGAAAUUGCCUCUACUGGGUCAGGAGUUCUCUGGAACCUCCUGUGUAUAUAAGUUGGCAGCAGUUGUGAGAACUUUUUACUACCACCACCAAUGCAGCACACUUGCUUGGAGGGCAAUGAGGAAAUUAAAAAGAGAUAAGUGAUCCCUUGGCAGGCUUCUAAAUCUUUUUCUCUUUUAAUUCAUGACCAUAUGUCCAUUAGCGGUGAGUAUAUUUGCGUGCAAGUCGAUAAGCCAGACCUUCUAUCUGAUAUUUGACAAAUAUCUAUGAUAUUUGUCAGCCAUGUGUCAAACCAUGUGUCCAAAAUUUGGGUUCAAAAAAUUUCUCAAUUGCCACAAAUGUUUUCCCAGUCAAGAUGAAACACUUUCAAAUGAAAGUAGUUAGAACUUUACAUAACAAAUGUGGUGCUUUAUUAUUAUUAUUAUUAUUAUUAUUAUGUACUUCAGUGUUCAUUAUUAAAACUACUGCAAUACUAUAUCAUAAAAAUCGGGGAUGGAUGUUCUAGCCAUCAUAAGGUCCAAAAGAAAAAAAUGUUAUUUUCCUGUUAGUGACAUGUAGUCCCUUUGUUCUAGUAGAAAAAAAAGGUGCCUAGAGGUAGUAUAUAGAGUAAAUAUUGUUCCAUUAGCCUACUUCCUGCAGCUUCCAAUUUAUCUAAGGAAAUGUCUAUAACACUUUUGUUAAACGUCUUUGUUCUAGUCAAUAGCAGGAGAAGUCCACAUUACUGGGCUGAUUUUGCUUACAUCAACAAGAAAAAUGUCACGUGAUACUCAGGCCGAGCUUUCUCUUCCAUCACACCACCUUCAAGGAAUGUCAAUAAACUCACUUUGGUAUGGCA